AUGGCUGUAGGUACUGCUUCACUACUCGAACCAAUACCUUCAUUCUUCCCAAACUCAAAGCCUCUCUCUCCGAAAUGGAAUCCUCUCUUACAGAGUCUGCCAAUACUGUCCUUAACCUCCUCCACGCCUAUCGUCAGAUUCUCCAAACCCAACCUUCCUCCUAUUAAAUGCUCCAACUCCUCGAAGAAGAUCGAAUCCCUGUCGAGAGAGCAACACAAUCCCUUCCAAACGAUUCUCGAUGCCGUUUUCAAGACCCUGAAAUCGCUGCAGAAGCUGGCGAUCGCAGCCGUCCUUUUGGGGGUCCUCCUGGCCUACGACUCGCAUUCGGCGAUCGCGACUAUCGGCGGGAGGAUGGGCGGGGGGGGCAUUCUCGUCGUCAUCGCCAUCUUCGUCCUUGUCAAGGAGCUACUCGGUCCCACCAUCGAGCUGGCCUGGGUUCUCUUACUCGGUGUCGUACUAUGCCCCGAUGCCGUUCGAGGGUGGUGGGGGUGUUACAUGGGGCCCGCCGUCGGUGUUGGGGUGGGUACCGGGUCAGGCUUCUUUAUGCUGAUGAUGGGUUUUGUUGCAGCCAUUUUGGUGUUGGGGUUCCUUUCUGAUCAACGAUUUAAAUAA
Messenger RNA from Magnolia sinica, 612 nucleotides. RefSeq lists its product as uncharacterized. NCBI's taxonomy places the organism in Eukaryota, Viridiplantae, Streptophyta, Magnoliopsida, Magnoliales, Magnoliaceae. The transcript has a single exon. Gene Ontology annotation, cellular component: chloroplast. The record is from RefSeq and is a predicted model, not a curated record. Bases 1 to 612 code for a protein of 203 amino acids.